AUGCACUACAAUCCAGAUGAAGUGAGCAAGAACAUAGACUAUGCUUCAGGCAAACACAUAAUAAAGUUUUUGCGCUUUUGGUACCAAGUCACUCCUGGUAUUCGGGAUUUUGAAUAUUUUGAAGUUUUGCAGACCAAACCGACAGCUACCCGUCCCAAGAAGAUGAAGAUGUUUCUGAUGUGCCUUGCUGCUCUGACAGUCUUUGCACUGGCGACUGCUGAUUAUGAUGAUAAUGAUGAGUAUGUAGAAGGGGUUGAUAGUUAUACAAUCGAAAUUUUUAACAACUUCGCGGGAAAUGAUAAGCUACUUUCAAAAACCGAACUGAAAAAACUUCUGAAGAAAUUUGGUGUCACUGACAAAAAAGAAAUUGAAAAAUCCGUGAAGAGCGAAUUCGCGAAAGAUUUUAACAAAGACGGAUUCCUUAAUUAUGAAGAAUUCACGGCUGAUGAAGAUUAA
Messenger RNA from Helobdella robusta, 456 nucleotides. RefSeq lists its product as hypothetical. NCBI's taxonomy places the organism in Eukaryota, Metazoa, Annelida, Clitellata, Rhynchobdellida, Glossiphoniidae. The transcript is spliced from 3 exons. The coding region runs from base 1 to 456 and encodes 151 amino acids. The record is from RefSeq and is a predicted model, not a curated record.